AUGGCGCCCGCGCCGCCCCUCCACGCCUCCCGGGCGGAGCCGCGCGUCCCGGCCGGGGCUGCUGCCAUGGCUGCUGCGGAGGACUCCAGCGCCCUGCCCUGGUCCAUCAACAAGGAUGACUACGAGCUGCAGGAGGUGAUCGGCAGCGGGGCAACGGCAGUGGUGCAGGCGGCCUAUUGCAGCCCGAAGAAGGAGAAGGUGGCGAUUAAGCGGAUCAACCUCGAAAAAUGUCAGACCAGCAUGGAUGAACUUCUGAAAGAAAUCCAAGCAAUGAGUCAGUGCCAUCAUCCGAACAUCGUAUCUUAUUAUACGUCGUUUGUAGUGAAAGAUGAACUUUGGUUAGUGAUGAAGCUCCUUAGUGGAGGGUCAGUUCUGGAUGUUAUUAAGCACAUUGUGGCGAAAGGAGAACACAAGAGUGGAGUAUUGGAUGAAGCGACGAUAGCCACCAUCCUGAAAGAGGUGUUGGAAGGGCUAGAAUACCUACAUAAAAAUGGACAAAUCCACAGGGACGUGAAAGCCGGAAACAUUCUUCUGGGAGAAGAUGGCUCAGUCCAGAUCGCAGACUUUGGCGUUAGCGCUUUUUUAGCUACCGGUGGCGAUAUUACCCGAAACAAAGUGAGAAAAACCUUUGUGGGCACACCUUGCUGGAUGGCACCUGAAGUUAUGGAGCAGGUGAGAGGCUACGAUUUCAAGGCAGACAUCUGGAGUUUCGGAAUCACCGCGAUCGAGCUCGCUACGGGGGCAGCGCCUUACCACAAAUACCCGCCCAUGAAGGUCUUAAUGUUGACGCUACAAAAUGACCCCCCCUCGCUCGAGACGGGGGUGCAGGACAAGGAGAUGCUGAAGAAGUACGGGAAGUCCUUCCGGAAGAUGAUUUCGUUGUGCCUGCAGAAAGAUCCGGAGAAAAGGCCCACAGCAGCUGAACUCCUAAGACACAAGUUUUUCCAGAAAGCAAAGAACAAAGAGUUUUUGCAAGAAAAAAUGUUGCAGAGGGCCCCGACAAUCACUGAAAGAGCCAAGAAGGUCCGGAGAGUCCCGGGUUCCAGCGGGCGUCUACACAAGACAGAGGACGGCGGCUGGGAGUGGAGUGACGACGAAUUUGAUGAAGAAAGCGAAGAGGGCAGAGCGGCGAUCUCACAGCUCAGGUCUCCCAGGGUUAAAGAAUCUUCUCAGAAUUCAGAGCUCUUUCCGUCGGCCGAGCCCACCGGCCCCUUGCUCCACGUCCCCGCCCAGCCUCCUGCUCAACUACCUCAGCCCACCGGACAAGCUCCUGCACAGCCGCUUCCCACGGCCCCCCCUCCUGCUCCUCAGGCAUCUGCCGCAGCUCCUCCAGCAGCGCAGGCACCUUCUGCCCCUGCAGCAGCCACCCCCGCACAAGAAGAGACGAAAGUUCCCAUUAGCCUCGUUCUGAGAUUAAGGAAUUCGAAGAAAGAGCUCAACGACAUUCGGUUUGAAUUCACCCCUGGGAGAGAUACUGCCGAUGGGGUAUCCCAAGAACUCAUAUCGGCUGGGCUCGUGGACGGCAGAGACUUAGUAAUAGUUGCCGCCAACUUACAAAAAAUCGUGGAAGAGCCCCAGACGAACCGGUCUGUCACUUUCAAACUGGCCUCUGGCGUCGAAGGCUCGGAUAUCCCCGAUGACAGCAAACUCAUCGGCUUCGCCCAACUCAGCAUCAACUAAGAUGACACUCCCAAAUGAUGGUCCCUGCGGGUGCAGCUUUUGAACGCUUCUCUCGGCCUAAAAGCAAAACCACUACUGCCAAAGAACCAAACUUCAGGCCCCUUUCUCGGGAGCGUUGACCUUCCUUCUUUCCUGAGUAGCAUCACGCCCGUCUCCCGGCGUCGCCGCCCCUCCCAGCCCCCACCAUUAGAGACAGUCGACUCGUCACCCACACUCGCAUUCACGUCUCACAUUUCCUUCCUCUCCGGGUGCAGACUCCAUCCCCUCCGUUGCCUGCAUGUUUGUCCUUCAUGAUUGCCUUAACUAUUUAAGAAAAAAGAAAAUACUACUGAGAGUACGAAACAGAGGGGGGUUCCUCUCACUCUUCACAACUCUUCCGCUUGCGUGUUCGUUCUCCGUGUUUGUUCGUUUUGUACUGUGUGUUGACUUCGGCUACCUCGUUUUGUGCCACCGCGAGGGGAGAGGGCUUGUUCAGGCCCACCCGAAAUCACAUGGGGUGGAAAAGCCUAGCAAGCCGGCGGCCGAGACGUUAGGGAUCAAUCUAGCAAAAGGCUUAGAAAAGAAGAGAGCUUUAGCCUGAUGGACCCUUUUGAAUGGAUUUAGAGGCAAAAGAGAAAAUUUAGGCAAAAGAGAAAAAAAGAAUCCCCCAGGGUGAGCCUCGACCCCCUCUGCUGUCUUUGCAUAACAGAAAGAAUCCUUGCGGGCCAAUUCUUGGGCAAAUUGUCAUUUUUUUUCUUGCUUUGUGAUUUGGGAAGCCCCUCUCUUUGGGCAGCUUGUCCACGUGCUUCUAGACCCCCUCGCGGGGCUCUGAUUGAUAGUAAGGCUCCGACAUCGGAAGUCGCACCGCAUCUCCCUGUAGCCAGAAGACUGCCGAGAAGUGGGCGGGUGUGCAGGCGACAGCUGAGGUGCAUACCACUUCCUCGGUUUUUUAAACCAAAACGAAGAACCGUGAUGGAAUUAACGAAAACAAAAUACAAAUCGGUCAAAAAAAAACCUUACUUAAAUGCAAACUUUCAAAAUAGCGAUCGUCGCAAUACAAUUUAACAGUUAUUACACAAGGGUGAAUACGUUUAGUCCUUUGCAGCAAAAUGCAUCUAAGCACCAAAAUUCAUAUAGUAAGUUACUUAAUUAACUAAAGUGCUCAGUGCAACAAAGUGCCUAUGCAGUAUUUUGCAAAAGAGUUUGGGUGUUUUCGCACUUACCUUACGCGGGAGCAACGUCCCUCUAAACCGCGCAGCGUCUGCGCGGAUUUCGCACUAAUUGCUCCGCAGAACCUGGAAGAGCCGCAAAGUCCCAUGGCUUUUGCGUCGCAAAUGUAAACCGCCAAAAACCAGUUUACAUUUGCGACGCAAAAGCCGCAGUGCGAAAUCCGCGCAAACGCUGUGCGGUGAAGAGGGACAUCGCUCCGGCGUAAGGUAAGUGCGAAAACGCUUUUUCUUUUCUGAAGACUCCUCGACGUCCCUCUCGGAUUCCAUCACUGUUCUUUGUUUUGGUUUCAGUCUUCCCGUGAUUCUCCCGUUGUACGAUACUUUCUAGGUGUUUGGCAGUCAAGUCCUCCAGGGAGGGAGGUGCAAAAAAGAGGCAGGAGGUCACUUCCAAAGGGGCGUUUUUGAAUCACCUCUUUGCAGUCCAUUUAACCAGUGCCUGCUUUUCUCACCUGGGAUUGUUUUUUGCACUGACGGGCUUCCCGUGUAGAAAGGUGCCGGAAGGUGGAGAAAGGGUGACUUGGCCACCAGUGUUCCUGAUAACGGAAGCAUUCUCUGAGACCAGCAUUUCCAUUCCAGGGAUUUUGAAGUUUUGGCGUUCGUGUUCCCGUUCCAUCCACUUAAGACCUUUUCACGGGAACCAUCCCCGUGAUAUACUUUAAAACACCUUUUUGAUGCUUAGCUUUUCUUCCUUUUGUUUGCUGUGCAUCUUAACACUAGAACCCUGGGAACUGUAGUUCUGUAAAGGAGCUAGGAAGCUCUGACUCCCCUGUCUCCCUAGCGGACUACAGCUCCCGGAAUUUGUCGGGCAGGGUACAGUUGGGCUGUCUGUGACAACGUGAGGGGAUCCCUUAAGAAGUGGCUUAUGGAGUCGGGUCUCGCUAAUCUCGAGCAAGGUUGUUAUUUGGCGUGAUUUAACUUCGUAGAGUAGGGACACCGAUAAGAGCAUAGUGAUUUAUCGAAUGGGGUAUUCACCAAAACGUGAAUGUUCUAAACGAAAGCUGAUCAUGCUGACGGGCAACAGGAAGUGAUUUAUGUGUGUGAUUGUGUGUGUGUGUGUUUCCGUUUCUUUCAAGGCAAGUUCUUUUCCCGUGGCUGCUCUCCUGGCAAUUUCAACACAAAACAUACUCGCUCGUCCUCUUUCCGUGCAGAUCGGUACAUAUGGAACCACCCCUGUUCUGUUUUACAGCAAUAAAAAUAAAAUAUUGCCGGUAGAGUCAUACCUGGCGAGAUUAAGCUCUGGACAGUGUCGUCCCUCGUGCUGCACUAAUUGCUUGGGAUUUGCAAUCUUUUUUUUUGUUUCUUUUAUACUCUCCGCCGAAGCAUCAGAGUUUAAUCCAGACGAUGUAACUGAAACCAAUAUUACUCGUGUUUAGUAUUUUUUAAAGCAAACAACAACAGCAACAAAAAAGAGUAUGUGGUGUGUUUUCUUCUUUUUUGAAUUUCUACUUAUAAAUUAUACCUUUUCGUUUGGGGGGGGGGGGGGAGAGAGAAAUAAUUGUAAUGCAAUAUGUGAAUAAAAAUUGUGUUUGAUUCCUUUUUCCCUCCCCUACAGUUUUUUCCAUCCCACAGUGGGCCUUUUUGUGUCUCUCUCUCCUUGGCUUCGAUGCAUUUUAUACAAACGGAAAAGUCGACCUGUGACUUUUUUUGCAUAACUAACGAAUGGAUUUGGGUUUUCAGUUCUGCCUUCAGUUGCGCACGGAGCUCAUGUAAGCAGAAGAGAUCACAAACUGCCCUCACAGGGGCCCCCUCUCUCCAGUGUGAAUUUCCUCCUCCUCUUUUUAUCCACCUUCCCCUCCGUUGUGUCCUGCCAUUUGCAGCAAAUUUUGCUUUUGGAGCUGAUUAGAAAACCCCAAUUUAAGAAACUCCCUUGCUUACUCUUAUCCACGGAGAAGCAUUUGCGUAGAUGCUCGUGGAAACCUCGCACGAGACCAGGGAAAGGAGAAGUCACACUGGAGGGGGAACCAAGCGCCACAGGCUUGAAGCUUUACAUCGGAUGGCUUCACGAAACGAUCGGCCACCUCGUGUGCAUGAGCGCGGUCCCCUUUAGGCAUGGGAAAAAACAGGGAAACUGCGAUUCUGUAGGGGAUCUUUAUUUUCGAAGGCUUCUAAAACAUAUAUAUUUAUAUAUUUUUCUGUGUGGAUGAUCAUGGAAGCUUCAUGGGGUUCCCUCCUCCCCUCCCGUGGGCCUGGUUUUCAUGAUAUUUUGAGCCUGUAGGUUUAAUAUCGGCUCGAUCCUCUGACAGGUCACGAUCAGAGGUGCUGCAACGUAGAGAUGAAGGGAAUAAAGGGAAGGGGAACAACUCUGGUAGAAGAGAGAUCGGUUAGGUGGUGGCAGGAAAACGCCUGACCCCCCAAUAGGGCUUCUCUUUGGAUCUGAUGUCCCUGGGGUGGAAUUCUAGCAGGAGCUCCUUUGCAUAUUAGGCCACAUCCCCUGAUGUAGCCAAUCCUCUGAGAGCUUACCAGGCUCUUUUUUGUAAGCUCAUCAGGGGUGUGUGGCUUAAUACGCAAAGGAGCUCUUGCUAGAAUUCCACCCCGGGUCCCUCUUGGAAAGUUUAGCCUUCCCAGCCCCUCCUGGAGCACCAGAUUUUUCUUCGUAUGUGCUGGGUUUUGCAAGAGAGCAGAUUGCCGCCUGUCCAUUCACGAAAGCCCGUGAGUAGAAUCUAGAUUUUUUUUUCCCUCAAAAGAAAACUUAAAAGAGGGAGGGAUAGCCACAAAACAGUCUUUGAGCAACUUUUUUUGGGGGGUGGGAGCGGUUCCCAAAGACUCCCGAAAGAUCAGGGUGUGGAACCCUUCCUUGCAUUUUUGGUUGGCCUGGGUCCCCUCGAAUUCACAUCGUUACAGUGGGUGGUGCUUGCCUCAAGUCCCACCCUGUUGUGUGAUGAUGCGGGAGAAGUAGGUGGAGAAUAUUGAGGAAAUGGUUGCAGCCCUUAAAAGACGAGAGAGACCAGGUUUGCCCCUGGAGUGGUCGGGGGCAGCUGGGAAAUUUAUCAUUACUCCUUUCUCACCUUGUGCAAUUUUCCUGCCCCGUUUUUAACCCCGGAGACCAAAAUUCUUCUGGUACAGUAUUACUUAUCUUUUUGCCAUACGUUUUAUUCCUCGCUGGAGUACAAAACUGAUCCAGUGAAAUGAAGCAGUAUCUAUUUAUUUAUUCCCAUCUCUGCCUAAACCAGGUCUAGAGUAUCCACACUGUUUUAAGUUCCCUUAAAAAAAAAAUGGUAUACCAACCCUCAGCUAUUGUUGCUAUUAGAUUUCUAGGAUCAUGUUUCUUGGUAGUUAUGAUCUUUAAUUUUUUUUUUCCAUUUUGGGAUACUAAAAAUGCUAGCUUAACUAUUUUUUGUUCUUGAGUUUCAGAAGUGCCAAUGAUUUUGUUUUGUAAGAAAUCAUUUCUAACAUUUUUAUCCUUAUGGGUCAGAGAGUUGUUUUUGUUCUUUUUUAAAAAAAAUUUGGGUAAAUUCUAAACUUGAACCUAGAAAUCAGUCGGGGUUGUUUUGUCCCCCCCCCCCUCAUUUUGGACGACGUAGUCGACACUCUAAGGAUGAUGGUGUGUUAAUAUUACAAGAUCUUCUACACAAUUUUGGUGUACUGUAGAUUUUAACGAGAGAUGUAAAAUAUUCAGCCUUUUUUUUCCCUUUUGACUUUGUAUUUUACUGCAUGUAUUUCUCUAAUUUUUAAUCAAUAAAAAAAAAACAAAUUGUCCAUUGCCA
Heteronotia binoei (common prickly gecko) is the source of this 6592-nucleotide messenger RNA. It is a transcript of the gene OXSR1, whose product is annotated as oxidative stress responsive kinase 1. The record is from RefSeq and is a predicted model, not a curated record. Gene Ontology annotation, biological process: protein phosphorylation. NCBI's taxonomy places the organism in Eukaryota, Metazoa, Chordata, Lepidosauria, Squamata, Gekkonidae. The transcript has 19 exons. Gene Ontology annotation, molecular function: ATP binding; protein serine/threonine kinase activity. The coding region runs from base 1 to 1680 and encodes 559 amino acids.